Molecule: messenger RNA, 3643 nt
Organism: Chlamydomonas reinhardtii
Lineage: Eukaryota; Viridiplantae; Chlorophyta; Chlorophyceae; Chlamydomonadales; Chlamydomonadaceae
Exons: 7
Coding region: 743-1639 (298 amino acids)
Biological process (GO): protein modification process
Cellular component (GO): cytoplasm
Molecular function (GO): protein-L-isoaspartate (D-aspartate) O-methyltransferase activity
Source: RefSeq, a predicted model, not a curated record
AAAGACACCUCUUUGUCGAAAAGACUUGUGAACUGCAUCUGGUUUUAGCAAACCGUUCCGGGACCACUGUCUCUCUAACGCUCGAGUCUCGGGCUGCGCAGAACAGCGAGGUCGCGUCGUUGUGCAGAUAUCACGGUUUUGCUGCUGCAUAUAGGAGUUUCACCCACGCUGAGCGGGCUGGGGCUCUUGCUUUCGGCAAAGCGGACAAACUGUCCACUCAUAGCUUGCUCGACCGCUUGGAGGUAUCUCAGGGGCUGAGCCAGCCCUACACAACUAGACAAACAAUUUGUAAAACAGCAGGAGACUGGCGCUACGAGCACCGCGCCUGUGGCGCUUGGUGUUGAGGAACCAGCUCACCGCAGUGGUACCACCGGCGCGAGCCGGGAGCCCGGGCGCCAAGCAGCUCGCUAGCGGCAGGCGCGCCAAGCGGAGCUUCGCGGGUGGAAGUAGUGGCGGCGGCGUAGGAGGAGGCGGCGGAGGCAGCGGCGGUGGGAGCGUAAGCAGCAGGCGCGGAUACACGAGCGGAGGCGGGAGCAGCAGCGGUGCGGGAGGGGUGGACGCUAGCGCAGGUCGGUCAACUGCCGGCACGUCGUCCCGGUCAACGCCCAAGAUCCCCGGAGUGCCCGCGUCAAACCGGAUCCAGUCAACGCAGCCGGCGGGAUCCAGGGGCCUCAGCGGCGUCAACAUAGGCAACAGAAACAGCAGCAGCAGCGGCUCCGGAGGCGGCGGCGGCGGCGGCGGAAUGUCUUGGACAUGCCACGGCAGCAGUAACAGCGGCAUGGUCGCCGCCCUGAAGCGUGCGGGCCUGGUCAGGAGUCCGGCGGUGGAGGCGGCCAUGCUGGCGGUGGACCGCGGGCUGUUCGUGCCGCAGGGGCAGAUGAGUGCGGGGCGGGACGCGCCCCAGCCCCUGGGCUGCGGCGCCACCAUCAGCGCGCCGCACAUGCACGCCGUGUGUCUGGAGCUGCUGGCGGGGCAGCUGAGGCCGGGAGCCAGGGUCCUGGACGUGGGCAGCGGCAGCGGCUACCUGGCUCUGGUGUUUGCAGCCAUGGUGGCGCCGCCCUCCGGCAGUAGCAGCGGCAGCGGCAGUAGCACCAGCGGCAGCACAAGUGGCGGGAGGGUGGUGGGCGUGGAGCACAUCGGGGAGCUCGUGGGCGGCAGCGUAGCGGCGGCGGGCCGGGUGGGCGGCUGGGCGCGGCGGCUGAUGGAGGACGACUGCCUGCGGCUGCUGCAGGGCGACGGCUUCGCGGGAUACCCCGACUGGGCGCCCUUCGACGCCAUCCACGUGGGCGCCGCCGCGCCCGCCGUGCCGCCCGCGCUGGUGUCGCAGCUGGCGGCCGGCGGCAGGCUGGUGGUGCCGGUGGGGCCGGAGGGAGGGCCGCAGGCGCUGGUGGUGGUGGACAAGGACGCGGAGGGGCACGUGAGCAGCCGCCGCGAGAUGGGCGUCAUGUACGUGCCGCUCACGACGGAGCACGCGCAGCGCAGCCGGGCCGGCAGUGGCGCGGUGUGGCGCGGGCCCCUGCCUCCGGCGCUGGCGGAGGAGGGGGAGGCGGAGGAGGCGCAGGAGCAGCAGGGGCAGGGGCAGGAGGGGCGCAGCAGCAGGCGGGAGCCGGAACUGAGUGGCAGCGGCGGAGGGCGCUGAGGCAUUAAUGGUGAGAUGGCGUCGGUGAUGGAGGUUAUUGUGGUGGUGAGUUUUGGGUUGGGCGGCGGAGAAAUGUGGAAGCAGUCCUGAUAGAACGGGUGGAUACACGGGGUGGAUACGGCAGCAACCUUUAGCCCAAGGCAAGGUGGCGUAGGAGGGCACGCUUUGAGAUUCGCCGUGACGCAUUUGGUUGCGGUUGCAUGAGAGAGCAACAAUGUUACAUCCACCAUAAGUGCGCAGCGCAGCGCUGCAACUUAGCCGCUACAGCACCCAGUGGCCGGUGGUGAGGGAUUUGCAGAAACUGGGCUUGGAUGAAUGGUUUUCUUGUGCGGUAUACUGUUUGUUCGCUUGCGCAUGCGUGGCGUCUGGGGCAUUCGAGUUUCGCACCGCCCAGGCAGCUAGCUGUUGCGCACAGUAGUGUCGUGCGUCCGUGUUACGGUAUUGGGCGCACCUGCAGUUUCAUAAUAGGAUGGAGUACUAGGCUAUGCUUGAAUGGACGUGGGAUGAAUUCAGCCCGCUUUUCCCGUGUUUAGAGGUUGUCCUCCCGACGUUCACAGUCGGUGCACGUCUGCACGCAAUUCGAUUAAACAAUGAACUCAAUGCACCGGACUGAAGUGAGUAGCGGGUCGACGGCAGUCAUGUUUUGUGCACGUCUGUUGCCCAAGCAUAAUUUUUUCAGGGACGUCUUUGCCCCCAAAAUGCAUCUGGGACGCGAUCCUGAAUGUGUCAUCGGGCCCCUGGCCUGUUGUCAGUUGCCUUGUGUGUACGAUGCGCCGGGCGCCAUUCACCAAGCGCAACAGCGGUCAAUCUGGUUGGUUGUGGUUUUUAGCUGCGUACCGGGAGACUCAAAUGCGGAGAGUGUGUUCGCACGGUAGCACGCCUUUUUGUAGCAGUGGUUCUUGGUGUAAUAGAAUGGUGCGCGUGGAAUGUUGGACGCCAUAGUUGCUGUAGUCGUGCACACAAGGAAUAGUUUGGUGGAUUUCGUAGAGCCAGUAACAAAUCAGGCGGUGCUGAAUUCUCUAGAAUUGAUGAUGGAGGCGAUAGCAUGUCCGGCGGGGUUCGUGGCGCUGUCGGGGUUUCGUUGUAUAUCGUACCCUGUGUAUGGCCGUACGACUGCAUGGGGCACCUGGGAGUGGAGGAGAUUCAUGCACAUGGUUGAAGUAUGUCAGUUGCCUGGGGUAGCCGGUGGCAGGCAGGAUGCCAGGAACAAAUGUGGCAAGACGGACGCGGGGCUGGGGACUCGCAAGCCGGUGCAAGAGUCUGUAACUUCCGUGAGCCCGCUCGCCCGAGCCGCGGGCCACCGGAUGCUAGUGCCUAGUGGGCGAGGCCACCGGCAAGGCGGAGGCGGCGGCAAAGGCCGAAAGGCCGCACGCGCUGCCGCUGAGGCUGCGUCCAGCAGCCGAUACUACAAAGAGUACUCGGUUGAGGUACAGGCCGCGGGCACGGGCCGUGGGGGCGGAGGCGCAGUUGAAGGCGGCGCGUGAGAACGCCAGGCGGACAGGGGCGAACGCAGAGCGCCUACGCCUGCCUUAAUAUUGUCCCAUCGCACACCGAAUGGGCGUUUGCGUGUGUGGCUGCUAGGAGCGCGUUUACGAAUUAGGAGAGAGUGCCUGCGGCGCAGGGUUCUGCGCAUCAGGCCGCAGGCCCGCCCAUCCCCAGGGUCUCGUACGGCGGCGAGGCUUUACUGGUGGCGGCGGCGGCCGGGAAUGCGGCGGAGGUAACUGCGGCGGAGGCGGAGGCUGAGCAAGCGCGGAGAGGCAGUGGAGGUUGGGACGCACAGAGGGAAAGACACCUGCUGGGUGUGUGUGACGCUGUUGGCCCACCACUCACGGCGGCGUGACUGACUUCAUGACUUGUGUCCGGAUCAGACCGACCCUGAUGCUUGGUCACUGGAAUGAGUGUGUGAGCCUGUGUGUGAGAUUUGACGGACCCUGGCGUUGCCCAGGAGUCUGGAUCCGGCGCGGCUGGUGUUAAUGUUCGGUAGUUCCCAGACAGAUCCUGGAC